This is a messenger RNA of Boeremia exigua, 1368 nucleotides long. RefSeq lists its product as uncharacterized. The coding region runs from base 1 to 1368 and encodes 455 amino acids. Gene Ontology annotation, molecular function: protein binding. The record is from RefSeq and is a predicted model, not a curated record. The transcript has a single exon. Lineage: Eukaryota; Fungi; Ascomycota; Dothideomycetes; Pleosporales; Didymellaceae.
AUGGCAUCGACAAACACCAGGGCUGACAUCCAAGACACGAAGAUUCCAGCAUGGCUUGCGAGUCACCUAAACAUCGAAUGGAGCUCACAGGAUGUCGACGCGCUGCUCGAUUCAAUCGACGCGAGCCAGUGCCCCCAGUCGUCGGAAAUGCCCCACUUACCCGCCGAGUUACUCGUACUCAUACUGGAGUUUGUCCCUGUUGCCUAUGUACUCGACUGGCGGCUAGUCUGUCGCGGCUUCCGUGAUGCCAUUGACGGACCGAUCCUAUUCCAUUACCUCCAAAGAACACAGUUGGUCGGUUAUCUAGGGCCUCUGGAAUCAAUCAUCAAUGAAGAUCUAGAGGAUGAAGAAUACGAAGAACUCCAUCUUGUGCGCGCCGAUUUCGACUCAUUACGAGAUGGUGUACCACUACCGAACGCGCCUUCAGAAAAGCGCGUUGGGCCUCCGUGGAGUCAAUCUCAUGCUGCGUUUAAGAUGGACAAGCAAUGGCGCGACCGGCAUCAAUGGUGGAACGACUUUCACAGCGAUUUGCCCUCCGCAAAUAGGCUGCUGAGUCAACUUGAGCCUCAGCGGCCUAGCCAGGGCUUUGGUGCGUUAAUCUGGAUGAUCCAGCUGGACACCGCAGUCCUCGAUCUGGAAAUCCCGCUGGAACCAGGAAGACGCACAUUCGACGUGACCGUUGACCUGAAUCCACUUGCAACAUCGGUUGCAGUGUAUGUUGAGUGGAAGCCAAUGCUCCGCCGCUUUUUGAAGCAAGAAAGAGCUCUCAGACGUCUCAUGGAAGAAACGGGCGAGGACAAAGUCACGUUUGGCCAUGCCGAAGACUGUUUGCGUGCAGUACGACGACAGCGACUGCAUGCGUCACUGAACCCUGACCAGAAAAUUGACCGGCAUAUCAAGUGGUCGUUGCGCCUACUCCGUCCGCUGUGGGGGGUCACUGCCCGGUACGAAGAAGCAUCAACGCUAGACCCCGUGGAGGCAGACGCUGUUAGGGUUAUACUACUCUUGCGUCGCGCGGCUACCCUGACUCCUCUUCAAACCGAGCAUCUUCAAAGAUUAGCGAUUGAUUACGACCGCAUGGUCAACAUGUUGUGCGGUAUUUCUGAUUCUGUGAGAGCUUUAAGGUCUCAUCUCAUUCUACCCGGCCACGAGGGAUUCCCCUAUUAUGGAAAUGGCAUCCACCUAGGAAAACUUCCACUCAAUCCCAUCGCGUGGUCGAAUAAGCAGAUCAAAGACGUCGAGAAAAAGAUUCAGCAAUGGAAGGCACAAGAAAGCUUGGUCACCCAGAUGCAGGCUCUUAUGGCUGCAUCGCAGGAAAUACGUUUAGUACCGGAGGAUGCUUUCGAUGGGGUAGAUUCUGAGAUGUGA